AUGCCCGGGCCAACCACGCCUGCACCAACCCAGACUCCCGCAACAAAGCCUGCGUCAACAAUGCCUGUGUCGACCAUGCCUCCGUCCACACCGCCUGCCCCAACCAAGGUUGCUGCAACAAAGGCUGCGAAAACUUCUACUCCGAGGAAGACUGCGAAGCGCUCAGCUUCCGCUAACGAAAAAGAGACACCAAAACGGGCCCGCCUCACGCGCGGCAACACCGGGGACUCUGCCACCGUGACCCCCGAGGUGCUGCCCGACGCCUCCGCCGAAGACCAGACCGGCAUCCUGAACAGAAACAAUGGCCUGUGCCUGCACUGCGAGGCGUACAAUGAGGUGGCUAAAGACAUGUGGCAGAGCACAGCGGACACGUGUGGUGGCGGCCAACAAGCCAAGGGGCAGACACCUGGAGAAGCGUGCCAGACCUGCCAAGAAAAGGGUCUGCCAUGCAGCUUCGAAGAUGCCCGCAUCGACGAGGGGGAGAGCAACACCGGGAAGCAGUACGAGAGGGCGAAGCGGCUCGCCAAGCGAGAGCUGGCGCUCCUGAAAAAGGUCGAGGACAUGCAAACCGAGUUGAACAAACUCAACGACGAUGCGGAUGAGGACGUGUUGAUGAACCGGAGGUACGGCGACACAUUGAGAAAAACCAAACAAGAGGCCAUGAAAUCAGCCAUGGUCGAGGUCGACAAGUACAAGGCCGACAAAAUCAUGGCGAUCGAUGCCGAGCUCCAUGAACACAGAAUCAGCACUUCGGCACGGUUCACCAUCGAUCUUGAGAAACAAAACGCUGCCAUGAAAGCCACGUGGGAGGCUAAGAUCAACACAGAGAUGCAAGCCGAACGGAGCAAACGCAUGCAACAGUUGUCUGACGAUAUGGAGCAGCAGAGGAAGGUGACGCUCCAAGACGAGAAAGACCUUCUUGCCUCGAGGAAGAAGAAGGAGGCCGAUCUCGACACGGAGUUCUCCCUCAAGCGGGAGCAGAGGGAGCUCGACCUCCAGAAAUUGAUGUCUUCCAAGGAAACGCAGUUGAUGACCGAAUUUGACACGAAGCGGGUGCAGCAGAACUUGGAUCUCGAGAAAUGGAAACACACAGAGAUGACGGCGAUCAACGAGUGCGUGGAGAAAGAAAGAGCCAAAAGAUUCGCCGCGGUGACGCAAGAGCUCAAUGGCCUUAUCGUGUCAGUCAAAGCUCGGGAGGUCGAGGUCAUGCACGGAGUUCAGAAGCAGUUUGAGACCUGGAAGAAUCAGUACGCCCUUCAACUGCGGAAUGUGUUCGAAUCCAGCAAGGCCCUGAUGAAGGCAGAGGUGAAUGCCGAGGUCUUGUCACAGGUCGAGAACCUGAGGGGCACCAUCACCGCCGAGGUGAAUAACAAGAGCCAUAUCGAGAAGCUGAGCAAGGGUGUUAACAACAUGAUGGCCCAGAUGGCGACACAGGAGGAAAGCCACAAGACACAGAUGGCGGAGAUGAGGAGCCAGAUGGAAAACCAGAUCCAGCUCAACACGCCCGUGUCUGCUACCCUCGGGGAGGGCAACGACGGGUUCUCGACACAGCAGGUGCCACACGCAACAUUCGACAUGUACCCGGGCCUCCACCCACGACAAGUCAAUUCGUCGACCUUCACCGAGGCCAGUCUCCCAACGAAAGCUCCCACCAAUGAGUCGACCAGCGCUCAGUAUGGUAGCAGCAGCACGACUGGGGAUGAGGGUGUUUCUUCCGACGUUGUUCCAUCCAACUCCACGCCAACCAACGCUGCUGCGAAGGGUUCGCCUACACCAACGUCUAGUGGCACGGACUCCCAGGAGCAGCAGUCCAUGUCGUCUGGAGGAGUCUCCCACAAUGCGGCUCCCUACCCCAACUACCCCGUGAACAACGGAGUUGCCGGGCAGUCACCAUACCCUCUGUGGGUGCCGAAUCCGCAGGCUCCGUGGAGUUCGCCGUUGAGUACUUCGUACAACUAUCAACAGCAGUACUAUGGUCAAAGCCAAUACUAUGAUCAGUAUCAGUACUAUGGUCAUCCCCAAUACCACCCGGGGCCGCAACAGUAA
Messenger RNA from Fonsecaea pedrosoi CBS 271.37, 2046 nucleotides. RefSeq lists its product as uncharacterized. Lineage: Eukaryota; Fungi; Ascomycota; Eurotiomycetes; Chaetothyriales; Herpotrichiellaceae. The transcript has a single exon. The record is from RefSeq and is a predicted model, not a curated record. Bases 1 to 2046 code for a protein of 681 amino acids.